CGUAGUGAGUAACGGUGGAUUACGCAAACAGCUCGCCAAAUGCCAUGAAACGCGUUGCUGGAUGUUAAAGAGAGCAAAAAUAAAAAAAUAAAAGCAACAAUGUAGAAUUCUUUUUUAAUUAAUUUUUAACUGAAUGUCCAUGCAGCUAAUACUAUGGGAAAUAAAAUCACGAAUUCACCUUGAAGGGCAUCAGUUUUAUACGAAGACACGACGACACAGUCAAACUUGUAACCGAACAUAUCAGUGAAACAGAAUAUCAACAAAAAUAUCAGAAAGUUAAAUUACAAUUAAAAGCUUCAAGUAGAGUUACUAAUCAUUAACAGAACGCUCCAUUUCCUCUGACAAAAUGUUUUGGAUAUUACGACGCACCGGUGCAGCGAAUUUCUUCAAUUCGCUAAACAACAAUUGCAGCUCGUCGAAGGGCGGAAGUAGUUCGGGCACACAAGAUAAAUAUGUGAAGCGACCUCCGCGCAAAGCUUACGGGCGGCUUAGUGCCGAUUCGGACGAUGCCAGUUCACAGCAAAAGCACAAAAUCGAUGAUCCCUUUGACGAAUUUGAUAAUUUCAAAAUAAUAACUUCGGGCAGUGGAUGUAAUGAUGGCAAUGGCAAUGUCAACGGCAAUGGCAGCGCCACAUGCCAACAUGUGCACUCAGGGGUGAGCGAUGGCGGGGGUGGAGGAGGCGGCCGCGCUGGCGCAGCUGCUAUUAAUGGCUCCAUGCCUCCUUGUACACUGCCCGAUUGUCAGGGAAAUUUCGUUAAUGAAGGCAUGUGCCACCUAAAUGAUGCGACGGGCUGCGCGGGCGGCGGUGGCGCAUCGAAACCGAACUCAUCCGCAAUGCAGAGGCACAAGGAAGUCAAUGAGAACACCAUUAACCGACUGCAAGCGAUGGCGAUGUCAGAUGAUGAUGAUUACGAUGAAUCUCUGACAUGCAAUGUUUGUGAUAGAGCUUUCCAUUGUCAUAGGCAAUUGGCUUCGCAUCAGCAGAAGAAACGUCAUUUCGGUUGCAACGCAUGCGAUAGUCUCUUUCCAUCACUAAUGAUACUCGAGCAUCACAAAGAGGAGUUUGAACACUGGAGCGACGACGAAAUCAGUCGGCAGGUUUGCUGUCGACGAAAUCGGGGUGACGAUUACUUUACUGAUACCGACUCCUUCACCAGUGAGGCGGAGAGCGAGGAUAUGGAGAGGUUAUUGUAAAUCGAGUCGAAGAAUUGAGCUGAAAGGACUACUAUAUAUAGGGAUGAAUGACAGACAUUUUACAAAAAAAAAUACAAAAAGUAUGUACCAAGGAGCAUCCAUGGCGUAUCCAAGUCUUACAAGAAAAUCGAAAUACGAGAUGACAUUCAAUGCUGUCAAGGCAAUAGAAGAACAAGGAAAGCCGUUCAAAAAAGUCUUUGUGUGAAACCGCUCGUGCGUGCCCGAGUCAACAAGUUGAUUAAACCAACAUAUGCUAUAUGUUUUUAUAUCCCAAAAGUCCACAACCUUUGACUGCAAGCGCUCUUUUCAAGUGUGCACAACAUCAAAAGCAAAUAUCUAAGCAAAUUAUAGCCAAUGGAAACAAAUAAGUGAACAUUACUGUACAAUAAUCGAGUACGCAAUUGUGUGUGAACAAGGGUGGUAGCAUAGCGGUACUUCAUCGGAGUAAAUGUAUAGUAUAAGUUAAGUUUAAAGUUAAGAGACCAUCCUCCGCAUUAAAAAAUAAGAUUAGUUUAAUAUAUUGUAAAUAAAACGAGUCUAGGUAGAGAAGAUUCCCAUGCAAGAACACGCCUACAAAUGUAAUUAUUAUACCUGUAAAACCAGUGUGUAAAGCUAACUCAUAUCGGCUUGUAUGACUUUUUAUUUCUAUGUAAUUUGAAUAUUUGUGGGUAUUCAAGAAUAUGAUAUAAUGUUACACACAGUUAGUUUGAUUUGCGAAGAGAGGUUUUGAUGCGGCUCUAAGAUGUUGAAUUUUGCGGCACUAAAGGCACAGGAGGCAUGUGCUUUGCGUAUCUUCCGACGGACUAAGGGAAACUUGAUAUUCCUAAAACUGGAUAACUGAUCAACCAUCGCUACAAAUAUGAAUACUACUAUCUUUUUACCUACCUCACAGUCAGUUUUGGAUUCAUUGGUAGCGAUCCUCAAAGCUAAUUGUGCUCGGACUCGGAAUUCAUCCAACAUCAACAAGUUUUCUUUUGUUUCAACCCAAAGCAAUUCAAAAACAUAAGCGCAGUCACAUGAGUUUUUCGAGCAAGAUGUUUUUUGUGGGAAAUGCGAACAUCGGAGGCCGAUCACUGCCCCACAUCAAGCGAAAGUAUUUUUAAGCUUACACUAGGUCGAGGAACAGCUUGGCAGUGGCAUGCAGAACAGUUUUGACUGCGUUCUUAUGUAUGUAUUUGUAAAUACUUAUUGAACAUGUGUGAGUCACACUACACGAGUUGCACUCGGCCCUUUGUAAGUGUGUUUGUAUUAAAGUUGUAUGUACUUUUGUAAUAGAUAUUGCAAAUAAUACUCGUACUCGUAUAAAUGUAUCAGCAUGAAUUGCAACUGAUUUGCUUUGAUUUUAUAUGCGUCUGUCUGUCCAAGUGUGUAUAUAGAGGCAAAUAGAAUUUGUAUUGUUUAUAUAUAUGUUUCAGGCAUGUGUGCAGUCGUUUUAAUAAAAUAUCAUUUAUCAUUUAGUGAUAGUAUACGAGUUUAGUAUGUAUUUCUAUAUAUGUAUAGUAUGUGUGUAAAUGAAAAUGAAUUUUGAUGUUUACUUAAAUGAAACUUCUGUACUCAAAUUUACCACAGAUGUAUAGACACAUGACAUAAACGAAAAUAAAUUCAUUUAUUUAUCUUGGA
Messenger RNA from Bactrocera tryoni, 2815 nucleotides. RefSeq lists its product as uncharacterized. The transcript is spliced from 5 exons. The record is from RefSeq and is a predicted model, not a curated record. Bases 347 to 1195 code for a protein of 282 amino acids. NCBI's taxonomy places the organism in Eukaryota, Metazoa, Arthropoda, Insecta, Diptera, Tephritidae.